Molecule: messenger RNA, 958 nt
Organism: Gamsiella multidivaricata
Lineage: Eukaryota; Fungi; Mortierellomycota; Mortierellomycetes; Mortierellales; Mortierellaceae
Exons: 5
Coding region: 1-756 (251 amino acids)
Source: RefSeq, a predicted model, not a curated record
AUGACACAACCUGGCCGUUGCUCGAGAUUAUCUGGUCAUGGAGAUAUGGAGUUAUAUAUUCUACGAAGCAUUCCACUACACGCUACGCUAACUACAGUGAUCAAGGCACAGAGAAACGAAUGUACAUUCUACAACUGCGUCCAGGGACUGCUGGACAGGAAAGCGGCGAUCCAGCCACAGGAGCGUCGCAUUGAUCAGGGUCUCCCGGUCAGGGACGGGGACGGACCUGUGCCAUUGACCAAGUCAGAAAAAAACCACUUGAUUCGGUUGCACUCAACGGUGCCAGUUCAAGUGAGAAACGUCCUUUUAAAUGUGUUCGUCCGAUUUGAAAGGCGCGAGGAUAGAAGCAUGGAUUUCAUCUGCGUUUGCAGAAAGCCAUUCCUGACAAGAGAUAGCCUGAGCAAGCAUUACAACGCUCAAGUUCUCCCUGAUGAUUUGGAGGUCGCCAAUGCCUCAGGAAGAGUGGUUGGUGCAACUAUCCGAGAGUUCAUGCGGGGCUCGGAUAUUGCAAAUACUCAACAGCAACAUGAACAGCGCACGCUAAUCACAGCUAUGGAGCAACGGGUCCUGAGCUCUAUUGCCCAGAUUGCAGCAGGUCAAGGGCAGGGGCAAGCUAUGCAAGCUGCUUCUGCUUCUGCUUCUGGCACCGGACCUUCCAGUCCGGUUUCUACAAGUAGAAAAAGAACGCGCUCUAAGGCCCCUCACUUUGGUACAUUCAAAUCCCCUAGUCGUAUGUCUCCAACUGAAAAUAAGUAAAAUAAAAAUGGCGGUUUGGUGGAGCGAGUGUAGAACGAUAUAAAAUUGUGCAGAUGUAGAGACGGGAAAGCGCAUGGUCUUGCCUUGCUUAUCAUUUUCCACGAUAGUGAAAGCUAGGUAACUCCCUACGCGUCGGCAUGCUUGCAAACGAUUGGAGUAUCUGAGGUGUCGAAGGAUCUAGGGUGAAAAGGGUAUUUUAUUG